Molecule: messenger RNA, 5270 nt
Organism: Salvelinus fontinalis (brook trout)
Lineage: Eukaryota; Metazoa; Chordata; Actinopteri; Salmoniformes; Salmonidae
Product: optineurin-like
Exons: 12
Coding region: 2860-4563 (567 amino acids)
Biological process (GO): regulation of canonical NF-kappaB signal transduction; Golgi ribbon formation; protein localization to Golgi apparatus
Cellular component (GO): cytoplasm; nucleus; Golgi apparatus
Molecular function (GO): K63-linked polyubiquitin modification-dependent protein binding
Source: RefSeq, a predicted model, not a curated record
CAAAGACUUAUAGAUGACCUGGAGCCAGUGGGUUUGGCGAAGAAUAUGUAGUGAGGGCCAGCCGAUUAGAGCAUACAGGUCGUAGUGGUGGGUGGUAUAUGGGGCUUUGGUGACAAAACGGAUGGCACUGUGAUAGACUGCAUCCAGUUUGCCGAGCAGAGUGUUGGAGGCUAUUUUGUAAAUUACAUCGUCGAGGAUCGGUAGGAUAGUUAGUUUUACGAGGGUAUGUUUGGCAGCGUGAAUGAAGGAGGAUUUGUUGCGAAGUAGGAAGCCGACUUUAGAUUUAAUUUUGGAUUGGAGAUGUUUAAAAUGAGUCUGGAAGGAGAGGUUACAGUCUAGCCAGACACCUAGAAUAUGUGGACAACUACAAAUACCUAAGUAAGAACUGUCCAGAGUAGUGAAUCUAGUCGGGGGGUGCGGGCAGCGAUCAGUUGAAAAGCAUGCAUUUAGUUUUCUUAGCGUUUAAGAGCAGUUGGAGGCCACGGAAGGAGUUUUGUAUGGCAUUGAACCUCUUUUGGAGGUUUGUUAACACAGCGUCCAAAGAAGGGCCAGAUGUAUACAGAAUGGUGUCAUCUGCGUAGAGGUGGCUCAAUGAAUCACCCGCAGCAAGAGCAACAUCGUUGAUGUAUACAGAGAAAAGAGUCAGCCUGAGAAUUGAACCCUCUGGUACCCACAUAGAGACUGCCAGAGGUCCAGACAACAGGCCCUCCGAUUUGACACACUGAACUCUGUCUGAGAAGUAGUUGGUGAACCAGGCGAGGCAGUCAUUUGAGAAACCGAGGCUGUUGAGUCUGCCGAUAAGAAUACGGUGAUUGACAGAGUCGAAAGCCUUGGCCAGGUCGAUGAAGACGGUUAUGAUACCAUUUAGUACCUUGAGCGUGGCUGAGGUGCAACCGUGACCAGCUCGGAAACCGGAUUGCAUAGCGGGGAAGGUACGGUGGGAUUUGAAAUGGUUAACUUUGCUUUUGAAGACUUUAGAAAGGCAGCGCAGGAUUGAUAUAGGUCUGUAACAGUUUGGUUCUAGAGUGUCACCCCCUUUGAAGAGGGGGAUGACCGCGGCAGCUUUCCAAUCUUUAGGAAUCUCGGAUGAUACGAAAGAGAGGUUGAACAGACCGGUAAUAGGGGUUGCAACAAUGGCAGCGGAUAAUUUUAGAAAGAGAGGGUCCAGAUUGUCUAGCCCAGCUGAUUUGUACAGGUCCAGGUUUUGCAGCUCUUUAAGAACAUCUAUUAUCUGGAUUUAGGUGAAGGAGAAGCUGGGGAGGCUUGGGCAAGUAGCUACAGGAGUUGCGGAGUGGUUGGCUGGGGUUGGGGUAGCCAGGAGGAAAUGGACUUUACAGUGUCCCAGAACUUUUUGGAGUUAGAGCUACAGGAUGCAAAUUUCUAUUUGAAAAAGCUAGCCUUUGCUUACCUAACUGACUGCGUGUAUUGGUUCCUGACUUCCCUGAAAAGUUCCAUAUCACAGGGACUAUUCGAUGCUAGUGCAGUCUGCCACAGGAUGUUUUUGUGCUGGUUGAGGGCAUUCAGGUCUGGAGUGAACCAAGGGCUGUAUCUGUUCUUCGUUCUACAUUUUUUGAAAGGGGCAUGCUUAUUUAAGAUGGUGAGGAAAUUACUUUUAAAGAACGGCCAGGCAUCCUCUACUGACGGGAUGAGGUCAAUAUCCUUCCAGGAUACCCGGUCCAGGUCGAUUAGAAAGGCCUGCUCGCAGGAGUGUUUUUCGGGAGCGUUUGACAGUGAUGAGGGGUGUUCGUUUGACCGCGGACCCAUAGCGGACGCAGGCAAUGAGGCAGUGAUCGCUGAGAUCCUGAUUGAAAACAGCAGAGGUGUAUUUGGAGGGCAGAUUGGUCAGGAUAAUAUCUAUGAGGGUGCCUGUGUUUACGGAUUUAGGGUUGUACCUGGUGGGUUCCUUGAUAAUUUGUGUGAGAUUGAGGGCAUCUAGCUUAGAUUGUAGGACUGCUGGGGUGUUAAGCAUAUCCCAGUUUAGGUCACCUAACAGAAUGAACUCUGAAGAUAGAUGGGGGGCAAUCAAUUCACAUAUUGUGUUCAAGGCACAGCUGGGAGCUGAGGGGGUCUAUAACAGGCGGAAAAAGUGAGAGUCUUAUUUCUGGAGAGAUUCAUUUUUAAAAUUAGAACAUGAACACAGGGGUGUCAAACUCAUUCCAUGGAGGGCCGAGUGACUGCUGGUUUUUGGUUUCUCCUUUCAAUUUGUGUGCAAUUAAGACCUACAACCAAGUGAUGGAAGUUCCUAACUAAUCAGUGACCUUAAUUCAUCAAGUACAAGGGAGAAGUGAAAACCAGCAGACAAUCGGCCCUCCAGGGAAUGAGUUUGACACGUGCCUUAACAUUUAACCAGUGUUUCCCAAACUCGAUCCUUGGAACACAAAGGGGUGCACGUUUUGGUUUUUGCCCAAAGCUUGAUGAUUAGUUGAUUAUUUGAAUCCUUUCUGUAGCGCUAGUGAAACACGUGAGUUACACGAGGAGGUCCGUUACACCAAAAGGUCCGAACCGCUUGAAGAGUUCCCUAGGUGUUGCUUUAACAUCGCUACAAUAUACAAUCAGUUUAUUAAAUGACAUCCAAAGUGGCCAGCCCACUCAGGCAGGCUGCUGGCCUCUCUCUGGUGGGCACUGUGAGGACCUGCCUAACACAUGACAGCUGCUGAUAAGAUUAUUCAAUAACGGAUAUUGCCCAGUGUACAUGAGUCAUCGUGCAAUAGUAUUCCUUCACACCUCUGACAAGGCGUGUGGUGUUUGCUGUUUUGAUGCAUGCAGCUCUAGAGAAUAUAUAGCGUGAUUGUCCUAGCACGGGCCUUCCCUAGAAUCAAGAGUCCCUAUUCUCAUUCUAGUGUAUUCCAUGGUCUGAGAAUGUAUUGUCCACUUGCAUGUCUCCACACCGCCUCACCUUGCUGUAGAGUGAUGGCGUCCAGCUCCCCCAUGGUGAACGGGGACAUCUCCCGGGGUCCUGGCUCUCACCCAGGCCACAGCCCCACCACAGGCACCCUGGAGGAAACGCUGCAGCAGAUGAACCGCCUCAUCCAGGAGAACCGAGACCUGAAGGAGGCGCUGAAGCAGACUAACAUGUCGAUGAAGGAGCGUUUUGAGGGUUUGUCUGUGUGGAGGGAUAAGCAGAGGGAGGAGAAGGACUUCCUGGAGGGGAGGCUUGAUGAGGCGCGCGGCCGUGUGGAGGCCCUCUCCUCGCACAACCAGGAGCUCAGCAUGAAGGUGGAGGAGCUGGAGGGAGAAGGGAAGGGACAGGCCGAGACAGCCAAUCAGAAUGCAGAACUGGAGGCGCUGCGUGCCCAGCUGGUGCGUCUGCAGGCAGAGAAGAGUGACCUGGUGGCAAUGAACUCUGAACUCCAGCUCAAGACAGGUCAGGGGUCAGAGGACGACUCCUUCAUAGAGAUCAGGAUUGCUAGAGAGGAUACUGGAAAGGACCUGUAUCAUAAUGAAAGGGACCCCAGGUAUGACAUGAGUGUAUCCAGGCAGGAGUCUGAGGAGCUGACUGUCAGCCAGCUGCUCCAGUCCCUGAGGAAGGAGACCCAGAGGGUGGAAUGGCUACAAAUCGAGCUCCAGGCUACCAAAUCCAGAAUCACAGAGCUGGAGAGGAAAGAAACUAACACGGAGAGCUCCACACAGACCUCACUACUGCCAGAGGUGGUUUCCCCAGCACUAGCCACCACAGCAUGUGGUACUGAACCAGAGGCGGAGCCCCAACAGAACUCUGGGAAGGAGAAGGCUGCGUCAGAGGUGGAGGAUCUGAAGGCUCAGAUGAUGACCCUGUUUAAUGAGCUACAGCAGGCUCAGAGCAAACUGGGCGAGGCAGAGGGCAUGAAGAAGAACCUGCAGGACAGAUGUAGGGAUGUGGAGCGCGACGUGGUGACUCUGACAGCCCAGCUGGUAGAGAAGCAGGAGGUACAGAGUGAGAAUGACCGACUGAAGCUGCAGGUGGACAGCAUGAAAGCCCAGAGCCAGCUAGAGCAGAGGAAGGCUGGAGAGGAGAGGACUAACCUGACCCAGCUGAAGGAUGCCUACACCAAGCUAUUCGAGGACUACAAUGAGUUGAAGCAAGAGAGCAAGAACAGAGAGCCACUUGUCACUAAGGAGGUGGGAGACCUGCAGACCAGACUGGACGCAGCAGAGAAGGCCCUGGCUGCUAAGCAACAGCAGAUAGAUGUUAUGAAGCAGGAGAUAUAUCAGAAGGAGAAGGAGCUGGAGACCAUCUCUGUGUUCCAGGCUCAGGCGGAGGUGUACUCCUCUGACUUCUACGCAGAGCGAGCAGCUCGGGAGAAGAUUCACGAGGAGAAGGAACGUCUGUUUGCUCAGCUGGAGUUUGUCAAGAAACAGAACACUCAGUUACAGGACGAGGUGGACUCACUGGGCAGGCAAUCUCUGAGCGAUAUGCAGAGAAGACACAUGCCACGUGGAGGCAACAUGCAGGGAGCCAGAGGUGGUGAUGCCAGGGACUGGCAGCAGCAGGGGAAUAUACCGGAGCACGUCUGCCCCAAGUGUAACGAGAUCCUACCAGACCUGGACAGCCUGCAGAUUCACAUCAUGGACUGCAUCAUCUGAGCUUUCAUCAUCGUCAUCAUCCCAUUUAUGGCAGAGUAAAAUGCAGUCUUUAUGCUCUAAAAAGUGCAUUUAUUUUGCAGUUCACGGCUAUGUUGCUCUGGUCUAUGUUUUAGAACAUAGAACUAUAAUAUAAAAUGUAUUAUUACAGUGCACAACUAGACACAUUCUUUUUUUUGUUAGAGGGGCGAAAAACAUCCUGUAAAAUGUAUCACGUUUAAUAUACUGUUAGGUGAUAAAUGGAGAACUGGAAUUUGUAUUUUAAGUUUGGUAACUUGUUUAUUUUCUCAUGACAGCUGUCUGUCACAUAGUUUAGAAUUAACUCUUUAGCAAGAAACAAUUUGGUUUAUUAAAUGCUUAUUAUGGAUUUUCGGGUGGUUCAAUUUAAUCAAGCUGUAAUUCUGUUUCGAUGAAGGUUAUGAAUAGAUUAUGAUUACAGCAUAGACAUUUCCUUUUGAAUAAUUCAACAGAGGGAAGGAUGCCCAAGACAGUUUGUUUUUUGUAAAUGUAUAUUGCACAUACAUUUCAUCCAUCAUCGUCAUGGUUUGUACAUGUAUAAUUAAACCUAUGUAGCCUGCAGGAAGUAUGACUAUGCAAGGGAGUGUGUACUGUAUUAGCUAACUACUAACUUCUGUAUCCAGAUGUAUUUACAAAUCCUGUGAUUCUGUAAAAUAAUGAAAAUCUGUAAUAAAGGUGUUAUUGGUACAGUA